Molecule: messenger RNA, 2085 nt
Organism: Octodon degus (degu)
Lineage: Eukaryota; Metazoa; Chordata; Mammalia; Rodentia; Octodontidae
Gene: Poglut3
Product: KDEL motif containing 2
Exons: 8
Coding region: 17-1540 (507 amino acids)
Cellular component (GO): endomembrane system
Molecular function (GO): glucosyltransferase activity; protein binding
Source: RefSeq, a predicted model, not a curated record
CUUUUCCGCCGCCGCCAUGCGCCUCCCGCCCGCGCUGCUCCUCCUGCUACAGCUCGCGCCGCUCCGGGCCGCAGCGGCCCCCGAGGCCGCGGUGAGCGCGUCGCGCAGCCUGGUGUGGGGUCCCGGGCUGCAGGCGGCCGUCGUCCUGCCGGUCCGCUAUUUCUACCUGCAGGCGGUCAGCGCACAGGGCCAGAACCUCACUCGCUCGCCCCCAGGCCAAACGCUAUUCACAGUAGUAGUCAAACCUCUUUCACCUAAAGAGGUAGUCCGGAUUCAUGUCCCUCAGCCUUUAGAUAGGAAUGAUGGGACUUUUUUGGUGCGCUACAGAAUGUAUGACAGUGUCAACAAAGGGCUGAAGAUAGAAGUGCUUUAUGGUGAUGAACAUGUGGCCCAGUCUCCUUAUAUUUUGAAAGGGCCAGUGUACCACGAGUACUGCCACUGUCCGGAAGAGGAUCCCCAGGCCUGGCAGGAGUCUCUUGCUUGUCCAGCCCAGGAGCCCCAGAUUGAAGAAGACUUUGCUUCGUUCCCCAGCAUCCAUCUCCAGCAGAUGCUAAACGAAGUUCCCAGGAGAUUUGGGGCCGAGAGGGGUGCUGUUGUUCACUAUACGGUUCUCAAUAACCGCAUUUACCGGAGAUCUUUAGGGAAAUACACAGACUUCAAAAUGUUCUCUGAUGAGAUUUUGCUGUCACUGGCAAGGAAGGUUCGUCUUCCAGAUUUAGAAUUUUAUAUUAAUCUUGGAGAUUGGCCCUUGGAACAUCGAAAAGUCAAUGAAACCCCCAGCCCUGUACCUAUCAUUUCCUGGUGCGGCUCUCUGGAUUCAAGAGAUGUUGUCCUUCCAACAUAUGACAUCACACACUCCACACUGGAAGCAAUGAGGGGUGUUACCAAUGAUCUCCUCUCCAUUCAGGGAAACACAGGGCCCCCCUGGAUCAAUAAAACAGAGAAAGCUUUCUUCAGAGGUAGAGAUAGUCGGGAAGAGAGGCUGCAGUUGGUACAGCUGGCCAAAGAAAACCCACAGCUACUAGAUGCAGGAAUUACAAGCUAUUUCUUUUUCCAAGAGAAAGAAAAGGAGCUUGGAAAAGCCAAGUUAAUGGGCUUUUUUGAUUUCUUUAAGUACAAGUACCAAGUGAACGUGGAUGGCACGGUGGCUGCGUACAGGUUUCCAUAUCUCAUGCUCGGGGACAGUCUGGUUCUGAAGCAGGAUUCUCCAUACUACGAACAUUUCUACGUGACCCUAAGACCUUGGAAGCACUAUGUUCCAGUUAAAAGAAAUCUUAGUGACUUACUAGACAAAGUUCAAUGGGCCAAGGAAAAUGAUGAAGAAGCCAAGAAGAUUGCAAAAGAAGGACAGCUGGCUGCUAGGGACCUGCUACAGCCACACCGACUUUACUGCUACUAUUACAGAGUCCUGCAGCAAUACGCCGAACGCCAGGCCAGCCCACCUGAGCUGCGUGAUGGAAUGGAACGUGUUCCUCAGCCAGAUGACAACACGUCUGCCUGCCAGUGCCGCAGGGAAAGGCCUCAGAAGGAAGAGCUUUAGUGCAGCUUCCCAGUCACUCAUGUGCACCCAGCUAUGCCUUUGAGGGGAGACUUGCAUAAAUGCUAAGCGGUGAAGAAAGUACAGGGGACUCUACCCAGUGGGCCACUCUCUAGGUGGCUUUGUCCAGCAUGGCUAGAUACAGCAAUAUUUGAGCAAGUAUUAUCAGGUAUCAUUGGAUAUUAAUUUUUUUAAAGUAAAAACUGCCAUUAUCAGCUUCAGAAUUUCUCUGAAAAGAGUAUCUGCAGAUCACAGAAGACAGAGGCUUGCCAAAAUAUGUCACUCUGUUGAUUGUUAUGUUCAUUGGCUUAUUUCUGUGUUUGAUUUACUUUCUUCUUCCAGUAAUGAAGAGCAAAUAUUUUGUUUCCUCCUCACUACAUAAGCUCCUUUGCAAGCUCUCUUAGCAUUCAGUAAUAGCAACUUCCCCUUGGAAAGUCUGGUGAGAAUAGUUAUGGAACAAGAGCAUGAUUCUUAUUAGAGGUACCACAGAGACCAUCAAGGAACUACUUUUAUAAAGCACUGCUUAUAUAUUAUCAUGUAAUUGUUGA